AUGCCUGAUUAUACAAAAGAUCAAAUACAUAACCUUGAAGCUUUAAUCGGUCCUAAAAAAAAUAUAUAUGUAUGUGUAAAUCAUAAAAUCAAAAAAGGAAUUGAGGAAAGAGAUUGCAUAAUUAUUAAUACUGAAAGAUUGAUUGAAGAUCGUACACUAGGCAGAGUGCGCAAGAUGUUUAAAAAAGCAUUAAAUUUUGAUAGUGUUUCAUUCAAUAUUGAUGAAUUGGAAUUAGGAAAGUCGCUUAAAAUGGUUGAAGGAAUAGAAUAUCCUGAAUCACAAGA
Molecule: messenger RNA, 284 nt
Organism: Racocetra persica
Lineage: Eukaryota; Fungi; Glomeromycota; Glomeromycetes; Diversisporales; Gigasporaceae
Source: the annotation of a GenBank genome assembly